AUGUCAUGGAGUCGGCCUGUUUAUACUAGGGUAGAGGGCUUCACGUCGUCGCAGUCGAGAAUGGGCAAUAAAUAUGCCAUUUAUUUAUAUAGAGAAGGAGGCAUUGAUCCGGCCGAGGUGGUUGUUUCUCGGAGUAAUGUGCCGGUACUGUUUAUUCCAGGAAACGCUGGAAGUUAUAAACAGGGUAGAUCCAUUGCCUCGUACUGUGCUAAGAAGACGGCCGAGCUAGUUGGUAGUGGAGAAGGUCCAGCUCCGAAACUGGAUUUCUUUUUGGCAGAUUUUCAGGAAGAUUUCACGGCUUUUCACGGCAGGACGUUGUUGGAUCAAGCCCAGUAUUUGAAUGAUGCCAUUGAAUAUAUCUUAUCAUUGUAUCAGGGUGAGAAUGGCGAAGGUGAUGGAGCUCCAGCUCCUACGUCGGUUGUGGUUAUUGGCCAUUCUAUGGGUGGGAUAGUCGCUAGGACGCUGGUGACGCUGCCUAAUUAUAUUCCAGAAUCAAUCAACACCAUAAUCACCCUGUCUACUCCUCAUACACUGCCACCACUCACCUUUGAUAAGGAUAUUACCGUCAUAUAUGACAAGGUCAAUCAGUACUGGCGACGUGCUUUUGCCAAGGAGAAGAGGUAUCUCCAGGUAGGAACGUCUGAACAGGAGAAUGAACAGGAGAAUGACCGGGAGAACGACCGGGAGAACGACUUGGAUCAUGGUCCUCUGGCUGAAACUUCGUUGAUUUCUGUGACCGGAGGCCAGAGCGAUACCAUGGUCCCGUCAGACUAUACAGCUAUAUCAUCUAUUGUGCCAGCGAGUCACGGAUUCACGGUGUUUUCGUCGGCUGUGCCGUUUGUGUGGACCGGAGUCGACCAUUUGGCAAUGGUGUGGUGUGCUCAGCUCAGACAAGCUGUCGGCGACGCUCUGUUUGAUAUUGUAGAUACUACCAAACCACACCGGACAAUCCCACUUUCGAGUAGGAUGUCUGUAUUUAAAAAGCACCUGCUGUCUGGUUUUGAAGAGGAAGCUCGUCAGGAAGACACAGAUGUACCUAUUCACAAAAUUGUACUGGAUCAUUGGAAUGGAGUAGCACAGCUCUUAGAGGUUCCUGAUAUCAACGGGAAACUUGCCAUUGGUCCAUUGUCGCCAAACAGUGCGGUAUGGGCUCCUGACUAUUUAAAAACUAGUGUCAAAGGCAAGAGUCCUGUGCUUCUGUGUCGGUUACCACAGCAAGUAAACAGCACCAGUCUUGCUCAUCUGCCAUCUGACUAUAUCGAUUGGACGACAGGUUCUGGACCCGAGGGUCAACAAAGUGUUUUAGAAUGUGUCGAUCUUCAUCAAUACUCACCUAAAUUUCCACUGGUUACCGACCUAAGUGCCAUAUAUCCGUUUGAGUACGACCAUGGGCGGCAUCUUUCUGUUCAUGUCCAGCAGGACGAGCACGAAAAGUUCCCACUUAUCGUUCAUGCUGUGAAUAAGAACACAGAGAGUCAUCUCACCAUAUCACCAGCUAACAGUAUCGUCAAAAUAACCGACAGCUUAUUACGGCUUGCAUUUGUGGGCAGAACCAUUCGCAUUUCCAACCCCUUUACCCAUGUAUCUUUAGACUCCGUUUCCAGCAGUCUCCUCUCAUACAAAGUACGACUGAACUCUGCUCCUUUUACCAGCCAGUGCUCCACCAGACAGACGUAUUUUCUCCCCUACAUUCGUCAGUAUAUCGACGAGCCUCACGAGUCGCGUAUCCACGUCAAUGCUCUCAACCGACCCAUCACUGUGGUUAGCCAUGGUGCUAGUCCAUUCGUGCCAAACACUUUACCAAAAACUAAUGUUCAUUUACAGGUGUUUGUUCCUCAAUUCAGCUGUGCUGACAGCGAGUCUAUCAUGUACAGUUUGUCGGUAUCGAUUGAUCUGCUCGCCAGUCUAGGUAACCUGGCAAUUCGCUACCGAACUCUGAUAGCCAGCUUGCCACUCGCCAUUACAUGUUUAAUCUUUCUGUUACAGCUCGAAGCCUAUAAUGGCAAAGGCAUAUUCAUAUCGUUUGGUGACGGCCUCAACGCAUUCACCAAAGGACCACUUCUAAUCCUGUUAUUAGUAUGCCAAGUCCUCUACUUUGCUCUAUCACAGCCAUUUAUGCGGAGCAUAUUCCUUUCAUUACAAAUCCCGUCCGAAUACGACAACAUUUCCGCUCUUCAGGAUUUUAACCCUGACAUCAACCAAAACGACAUAUUUGUAGGAACUUCCGAAGUCUCUCUAUGGGGUAUUGUCCCGUUACUCAUUCUAGUGUCCACUGGUCUCUGCUACAUGGUCCACUAUCUCCUCAAACUUCUCAUCGACCUCUCGAUAUUUCUUCCCACUUUCGGAUCCAGCAGCGAGCCAGAACCAGACCUAGCAACCAAUGAAAUAACCAAAGACCCCAAACCAAGAACCCUAUCAACGACCAAACCCCAACGACGACGACGGACAAUAAUCACCAGCAUCGUGUCACUUUUCGUGCUCUUUUUCAUUCCAUACCAGAUAGCAUUUCUAGCGGUGUUCCUGAGACAGCUCGUCAACGCUGGCAGUUCACUGCGCAAAAUCAAGCUGGGAUCCAAACAAAAUAACAACAACAAUAACGGUGACAAUAGUACCAUCAACUCGAUCUUAUCAACGAUUCGGCUCAAUAACAACCUGUACAAUUUCAACAUGACCAUCGCCAUCAUGUUCCUGUGGGUGUCCAUCAUCAACACCCCACUGCUAGUGAUCUGGAUCCACAACCUGUCACUGCAAUGGUCCAUUGCGUUCUCAUCGCGCAACAACAUCCUCGCCGUUCUUCCCAGCAUUCUAUUAGUCCAAGAAAACGCUUCCGGAUCCAUGCUGCCGAGAAUGUCAGGUCGACUUCAAAGGGGAUUCACACUCGUUAUCCUCUCCUACAUCUCCAUCUAUGCCACCCUCUACGGCUUCCUCCACACGUACAUGCUCCACCACCUCGUCAACUACCUCGCGGCCUGGCUCCUAGUAAUCUACUUCGACGACCCCGGCGUCAGAACCCGAGUCGGACGAUUCCUAUCGUGA
This is a messenger RNA of Sugiyamaella lignohabitans, 3036 nucleotides long. RefSeq names its product Bst1p (gene BST1). The coding region runs from base 1 to 3036 and encodes 1011 amino acids. Gene Ontology annotation, biological process: endoplasmic reticulum to Golgi vesicle-mediated transport; GPI anchor metabolic process. The record is from RefSeq and is a predicted model, not a curated record. Gene Ontology annotation, molecular function: phosphatidylinositol deacylase activity. The transcript has a single exon. Gene Ontology annotation, cellular component: endoplasmic reticulum. NCBI's taxonomy places the organism in Eukaryota, Fungi, Ascomycota, Dipodascomycetes, Dipodascales, Trichomonascaceae.